AAAGGCCUUAGUCCAGGAUCUUUCUGAGGGGGAGCUAUAGCCUGGUACAACAACAGGGUUCAUAGCUUGGGCCACACGGUUUAGAGGAUUGUGCAGUGCCUGCCGGUGAAUAGGAACAUGCCCCCUGCAGCAGCAAACAAACUAGGCUACAAGCCACCAGAUGGAGGCUGGGGCUGGGCUGUCGUCUUCGGCGCUUUCAUCUCCAUAGGAUUCUCCUAUGCCUUUCCCAAGUCCCUCACCAUCUAUUUUAAGGAGAUUCAGGAAUAUUUUUCAGUUUCCUACAGUCAAAUUGCCUGGGUGUCCUCAGUCAUGCUCGCUUCUAUGUACGCAGGAGGACCUGUGAGCAGUAUACUUGUCAAUCGCUAUGGCAGCAGACCUGUGGUUAUGGUUGGUGGGGUCAUGGUUAGCACAGCCAUGGUGCUUGCUUCGUUUGGCAAAACUAUCAUACAUCUGUAUCUUUGUGUUGGAGUAAUUGGAGGUUUUGGCCUUGCCUUCAACCUACAGCCCUCCCUGACGAUCAUAGGUACCUACUUCCAGGUCAAAAGGCCACUGGCGAAUGGGCUUGCUAUGACAGGAAGUCCAGUUGUUCUCUGCACUCUGGCUCCUCUCAACCAGUUUCUGUUUGAUUCUUUUGGAUGGAGGGGGAGCUUCCUCAUCCUUGGAUCCAUUGUCUUGAACUGCUGUGUAGCUGGUUCUUUGAUGAGACCAGUCAACAAAAAUGCACAACAGAAACCAAAGACUGAACAACCAGAGUGUAACGGAGCAGCCGCUGAGGAAGCUGCAACUGUGGACACCAGUGCACAGUCAGAUAACCUCACUGAAGAAAAACAAAAUGAGAGCAUGACUCAGGGCUGUGUGCACAAAUUCAUAGAUCUCUCACUUUUCAGACACCGGGGAUUCCUCAUUUAUCUCAUUGGUAAUGUGGUCAUGUUCUUUGGCUUUUUCGCGCCUGUGGUUUUUCUGGCUCCCUAUGCAAAACAUCAAGGGAUUGAUGAAUAUUCAGCAGCUUUCUUGCUCUCUAUUUUUGCUCUGGUGGAUAUGUUUAUCAGACCAGCAACUGGCCUCAUAGGGAACACCAGGUGGAUAAGGCCACGGAUCCAGUACUUUUUCAGUUUUGCAGUAUCAUAUAAUGGUGUGUGCCACCUUUUAUGCCCACUGGCAUCUGGAUAUUGGGGUUUGGUUAUUUAUGCUGUCUUCUUCGGUUUGGCUUUUGGGAUGGUUUCUGCACUUCUCUUUGAAGUUCUAAUGGACCUCGUCGGAGCUCAUCGCUUCUCCAGUGCAGUUGGACUUGUCACCAUUAUCGAAUGUGGACCAGUGCUUCUUGGACCUCCAAUUUCAGGAGCUCUGGUUGAUGCUUUUGGAGAUUACAAAUACAUGUACUAUGCAUGCGGAGUGUUUAUGCUGGUGCCCGGCAUAUUUUUCUUCAUCAUGCAUUACUACAACUACAAGAAACUGGACGAGGAGCGGAGUCAGAAUGUGGCUGUGGAGAUGAGGACUUGUGAAGAGGCAGUACAACUUAAAGCAAGCCAGGAUGAUAAAAUAACACAUGAAACAGAUGGAUGAACCUGCUGACUAUGAUUUUAUUUUAGCAGAUGUUGAAAUAUGACACUACAGAGGCUUUACAGUGGGACAUUCAGUGUAUAGAGUGUUUUUUUACUUUGGAUGAGGUUGUUGGACUCUUUGGACCUUUGUUAAAUAUCUGCAGAUCAACAUUUGGUGUUUUAAUGGUUAUUUUAUGUAUGUUAUUAUUAUCACCUUAUGUGACAACUGUAGCUCUAAUGACCUUUGUUCAUCAAUUAUCAAGAAAUGCUGCCGUUCAUUCCACUUCAAUUAUCGUAAUGGCUCUAUAAACUAAUAUGGUUCCUCUUUGUUUCUCCAGUGGCUGAAUAAAAAGUAAUUUUCCUGUGGGACUGAUAUAAAAUAAGGAGUCAAAACCCACAACACAAAGCAUGAGACUGUUUAUUAUCAUCUUCUUACCACUAGGUGGCACUGGACACCAUCAUGUGACAACUCAUACAUCCCUCCUAUUAAACUGCAAUUGAACAAUA
This is a messenger RNA of Dicentrarchus labrax (European seabass), 2048 nucleotides long. It is a transcript of the gene slc16a7, whose product is annotated as solute carrier family 16 member 7. Gene Ontology annotation, molecular function: monocarboxylic acid transmembrane transporter activity. Gene Ontology annotation, biological process: transmembrane transport; monocarboxylic acid transport. The record is from RefSeq and is a predicted model, not a curated record. The transcript is spliced from 5 exons. Lineage: Eukaryota; Metazoa; Chordata; Actinopteri; Moronidae. Gene Ontology annotation, cellular component: membrane. The coding region runs from base 118 to 1563 and encodes 481 amino acids.